Microtus ochrogaster (prairie vole) is the source of this 2119-nucleotide messenger RNA. Its product is annotated as solute carrier organic anion transporter family member 6A1-like. Gene Ontology annotation, biological process: sodium-independent organic anion transport; transmembrane transport. Bases 266 to 2119 code for a protein of 617 amino acids. The record is from RefSeq and is a predicted model, not a curated record. The transcript has 11 exons. Gene Ontology annotation, molecular function: protein binding. Gene Ontology annotation, cellular component: basolateral plasma membrane. Lineage: Eukaryota; Metazoa; Chordata; Mammalia; Rodentia; Cricetidae.
UUAUGUUCACCUCCUCUCCUUCCUCUUCCUCCGCCCCUCCUUUUACAUCUCUGUGACACAGAGAAGAUGGAAUACAUCCUUGGAACUUCUGACGCAUCCUCCAACCCCUCUGUACAGACGUUGACUUCCUACGUGGGAAGUAACGUUCGGGACAGAGGUUAUAAUGGCAGCUAUCUUAGCGAGAGCUUUAGUUACCUGAGCCCACCAAACGCACAGGUGCCUCAGAACAAACCUGCAGUAUCCAGAUAACUGUAUCGGAUAAACCAUGGACCAGGAACCGAAACAAGAACAAGAACAAAAACAAGAACAAGAGCCAAAACAAGAACAAGAGCAAGGCAGCAUAGAGGAGGCUCCGGUUCAAAAGAAACAAGAGGAGGACAACCAGGAGGAAUCUGAGUAUGCCAAGAAAACAUCCCCGUUUCUGACAACAGUUCCAACUGCCGUGACAAAGUUUGGAAGUUUCAGAAAAACUAACAUGCCCCCCCUUUCACUCCCUUCACACGGCAUGGAGUUAUCAGAAGCAAAAAAAGAAGCUCACUUGAAAGAGUCAUUCGGCGUGGGCCCUCUAGUUUUCCCUGCUUUACAGCGCUUCAACAACAUUGACGCCUUCCUCGCUUUUUACUGUGUAGUGGUCCUAGCUCAAGGUUUUGUGUUUGGUCUUGUUGAUCUGAGUACUGAGUAUUUUGAGAAGGAAUUUUAUAUGUCAAGUCCAGAGAAAUUUGCAUUGUCCUUCGCUUAUGAUCUUACAUCUUUAUUGUCAGCAAUACUUGUAGCCUACUAUGGAAGCAGAUAUAACAGGUCAAAAUGGGUGGCAGCUGCUGCCUUUUUAGUGGGGCUUGGAUCUGUUUUAUGUGCUGUUCCAUUCAUGAAAUAUGAAGUUAUCCCACAAAUAAAAGAAAGCGAAGAGUUGUGCAUAGAUGAAGAACACAGGGCAAUUCCAAAUUGUCUGGAAAACUUGGCACCGCACAGAUCAGAAACCCUCUAUUUCUUCAUCCUCGGGCAGUGUCUCCAGGGAAUUGCAGGGAUGCCUAUUUACAUCCUUGGUGUGAUCUUCCUUUUUGACCACUCUGCCACACACUUAGCUGGUAUUUAUUUAGGUAUUGGUGAAGCUGUACAAAUACUGGGAUACGGUCUGGGUUUCGUAGUGGGAUCACCAAAUAUUAAACCUCCAAAGAAUCAAGGUUUGAACAGAUUGAUGAGUCUCGCGUCUCUAUUGCAGCAGAUCAAUUGGUGGGCUGGUUUCAUUGGUGCCACUCUGCUUGCGUGGGUCGCCUUUUUCCCAUUACUAUGUUUUCCAUCGAAUUUACCUGGUGCAAAGAAGAUACAACUUCGAAAAGAAAAAGAACCUUCCACUGUUGACAAGCACCUUAAAAAUAAGAAAUUUGGACCUCGUUUGAAGGAUUUGCUUCGUGCUCUUCAGGUAAAGUCAGGUAAAUUGGGAAACCUCACAGCUCCAUGCAAUAAGCACUGUGGCUGCACAAGCCCUAACUAUGCUUCUGUGUGUGGAAGAGAUGAUGUUGAGUAUUUCUCUCCCUGCUUUGCAGGCUGCGUAUCUCUUAAAGAAUUAAACAAUGAAAAGACAUACUACAAUUGUUCUUGCAUUAAAAAAGGAUUGACAAAUGCAGAUUCUGAAGGAGAUCUUAUUGAUGCCAUUCCUGGAAAAUGUGAUACCAAGUGUAACACAUUACCUUUGUUUUUUGCUUUUUUCUUUUCUUCGAUUGCUUUUUCUAGUUCGGCUAGUACACCAAUAACCUUGAUUAUACUCCGAACUUUACCUAACAAUUUAAAGUCCCUGGGCAUGGGUGUGACCUAUACAGCUUUGAGAUUAUUAGGAUCCAUCCCUGGACCACUACUUUUUCAAUUAACAGCAAGUAGUUCUUGUAUUUACUGGGAUGUUAGUAAAUGUGGAAGUAAAGGUCGUUGUUGGAUCUACAGUAAGACAAAAAUGGCCUUCAUAUUGUUGGGACUAUGUAGUGUUUGCAAAUUGGCCACAACCUUCCUUGUUUUUUAUGCACUUCAAAAAUAUGACAUUCUGGUGCAUGACAGUUCUGAGAAUCUGGCCCCUUCUGGAAAGAAAGCCAAAAAGAAAAAAAGAAUAAAAGAAAAAAGUUAUUUCUAA